UUGUGAAGUGAGCGGAGUUUGAGGAGGAGUUGGUGUGUGGCCGUUUCUGUGACUGUAAAGUAAACCGGCAAACACCAGUCCCUGAAAGAUUAACACAGUUAAAAUCACCUGUUGGUUUCUCUUCUUCCUCGCAACCUCUAACCACCCCCCUUCCCGAACCUUUCGAGCACCAUCCCCCCUCCCUCCCUAAACAGCAGCGCUUUAAAAUGCCGCGGGGGUUGAUGAACCAUUACCUAAAAGCCCGUUCUUUAGUCAGACACAUAUCAUUUUUUGUUAAGCCGGAUCAAUUUUGCUCCAUCGUCGGCCCCUUCAGUUGCUGGCGUCGUCAGCCUCCCGUCAGAAACGUUGCCCUCUCGGUACUUCGUCGGGCUGAGGUUCCCGAGGCUCUUCCAACUGCAGUCGAUUCGGAAACGAGCUCCAGCAGAAAGACUUCACAGCAUGAUCCGUGUUUGCACAAACCCGUGAUGGUUAAAGAGAUUAUUCAAUAUUUGUCGCCGAAACCAGGGCAGAUAUUUCUAGACAUGACUUUUGGAGCAGGAGGCCAUUCGAAGGUGAUCCUCUCCCAAGCCCCUGACAUUUCAGUGUUUGCUCUUGAUAGAGAUCCAAUGGCAUAUGAAAUUGCUAAACAACUUUCACAAACCUAUCAUGGACACUUUCAACCUCUUCUUGGAAGGUUCAGCCAACUGGAGGCCUUAUUAGUUGCAUCUGGUGUAGAGGCAGAUACUUUCGAUGGAAUUGUUAUUGAUGCAGGCUGCUCUUCUAUGCAGUUAGACAUGCCAUGUCGCGGUUUUGCUUUAAGCAAGGAUGGUCCCCUAGACAUGAGAAUGGAUGGGAACAGGUACCCCGACAUGCCCACCGCAGCUGACGUGGUGAAUGCCUUAGAUCAACAGUCACUUGCGUCCAUCUUAAGGAUCUAUGGAGAGGAAAGGCAUGCAAAGAAAAUAGCUGCAGCAAUCGUACAGGCACGCAGCAUCUAUCCCAUCACUCGUACUCAGCAGCUCGCCAGUAUAGUUGCAGGAGCAUUUCCAGCAGCUGUAACGUAUGCACGUAAAGAACUGCUUCAGAGAUCUGCACAUGUGGCAACUAAAACGUUCCAGGCUUUACGAAUCUUGGUGAAUGAUGAAUUGAAUGAGUUGCUUAAAGGACUUAAGGCAGCUCACAAAUUCUUAAAACCCCGAGGCUGCUUGGUUGCAUUGACAUUUCAUUCGCUUGAAGAUCGCAUCGUAAAGUUUCUGCAAGAUAUAGAUUUUUCUGAGAAGCCCAAUCUAAGUUCAAGGCAAAAAAUUAGGCAAGGACUUAAAAAGAAGCCAGAGGAGGAUGAAACAUGUCACACAAAGCAGGGCAAUUUGAGCUGGUCAAGCAUUCAAAAGAAAGUAUUGACUCCGGACUUCCAGGAAAUUCAGGAAAAUCCACGAGGACGUUCUGCAAAACUUAGAGCCGCGCCAUAAAACUAUGAAAAAUGAGCUUAAGCAGGGUUUCUCAAAGCUCAAUGCAAGAUGAAAUUUGAUGUACUGCUGGUUUUUGUAAACUUUACUGAAAAUACCAAAUAAACAA
Pristis pectinata (smalltooth sawfish) is the source of this 1554-nucleotide messenger RNA. It is a transcript of the gene mettl15, whose product is annotated as methyltransferase like 15. NCBI's taxonomy places the organism in Eukaryota, Metazoa, Chordata, Chondrichthyes, Rhinopristiformes, Pristidae. Gene Ontology annotation, biological process: rRNA base methylation. Gene Ontology annotation, molecular function: rRNA (cytosine-N4-)-methyltransferase activity. The record is from RefSeq and is a predicted model, not a curated record.